Molecule: messenger RNA, 591 nt
Organism: Paraglomus occultum
Lineage: Eukaryota; Fungi; Glomeromycota; Glomeromycetes; Paraglomerales; Paraglomeraceae
Source: the annotation of a GenBank genome assembly
AUGACGAGAGGAAAAUCCGUAGGAAGACAUUGUGGCGCGGCAAUGGUGGGAAUGAAAACGAGAUUAAUUUUCCUUGGUGGAUGGAAUAAAAAUCGAUGGAAUUUUGAGGAGAAUACGUAUAAUGUCAGAAAAAAAAGGCUCGAUAGUUCUAUAAGCGGGUCAGAGAUUAACAACAAUAGCUUGGAAAAUACUGGAUUACUCAACUAUGCCGAUAAUACCACAAUGUCCGACAGCAUGCCGUCAGUUGAAUUAUCUCACCAAGCAAUACAACAUUCCCGGACGAAUCAAUUCCUGUAUUUAACACAGCAUCAGUCGCAGUUCCAAUACAUGCCUUUAUUCAAUGACUGCCCGCCAAUUCUCAAAACGUCUUCACAAAAAGGUACAUAUAACACACCCAAACCUUGGGAACUUCUCAGAAUUUACCUAUUGAAGAGGAAUUAUUGGGUACAUUUGCGUGUCAAGGGCUUGCCCGAGAUGGAAUGUGUGGCGUUUCUAUCUAACAAUGCCUUCCAGUCAAAUAAUUUGUUCGUUGUAGGCCGAACAAGGGAUGCGAGCAACCGUAUUACUAUGGGAUGGAUUAAAGAUGAAUGA